Molecule: messenger RNA, 1029 nt
Organism: Dichomitus squalens LYAD-421 SS1
Lineage: Eukaryota; Fungi; Basidiomycota; Agaricomycetes; Polyporales; Polyporaceae
Product: DNase I-like protein
Exons: 1
Biological process (GO): base-excision repair
Cellular component (GO): nucleus
Molecular function (GO): phosphoric diester hydrolase activity; double-stranded DNA 3'-5' DNA exonuclease activity; DNA-(apurinic or apyrimidinic site) endonuclease activity
Source: RefSeq, a predicted model, not a curated record
AUGACAAUACGGGCCGCUACGUUAAACGUAAAUGGAUUUGGGACGCUGCAACAGGACCAUCCCAAAAACAAAUGGGGGCGAAUUGCCCAACUUAUGAACGAUAAACGCAUCGGCAUACUGAUGAUACAGGAAUCUCACCUAUCGUCUGAAAGACUGGAGUCUGUUCAACGACUCUAUGAGAAGAGCCUUAAGAUCUUUAGCUCAGCGCACCCAAGCGCGCCAGGCCAAAAAGAAGGAGUCGCAAUCCUGAUCAACAAACGAAUGGUCAGUAGUGAAGGAGCGACGGCGACAGCGAUAGUAGAAGGGAGGGCGCUCCACGUUACCCUCAAAUGCGCUGGGGACGACAGAUUACACGUCCUAUGCAUCUACGCCCCGACGUCGGAUGGUGUCGAAGAGCGCUGCCGUUUCUUCAAUGAAGUAAGGUCAUUCUACGAACGACAUCGUGAGUUCCCGAAACCGGACAUCAUGGCGGGGGACUUCAACAAUGUCGAAGACGCCAUUGAUAGACUUCCUAUAAAUGAGUCGCCCGACAGAUCAGUAGAGGAUUUGGAUAAACUAAAACUGUCCCUGCAACUUAUGUUAACGGACGGAUGGAGAGAAACCCACCCUACGGAUCGCGGUUAUACGUUUCACCGCGGACGGGACAACAACGCCACCCUCUCCAGGCUUGACAGGAUGUAUACCCGCGAAGCAGUCUUUAGGCUUGCAAGAGACUGGAUAAUAAUGGAAUCAGGCAUCAAAACGGAUCACCGUAUGAUGACUGUGCAACUCACGACGGCAACUGCUCCGAGUGUAGGACAUGGCCGCCCUAUCUUCCCACUGUCAAUAAUUAAGGACAGGAAGCUCGCAAAGGCAAUGAAAGACAGAGGGAUGGUGACGAUGUCUCAUCUUGAUAAGAUCGAGAGAGGGAUUGCACCGAGGUCUGAGUGCAAUAACCCGCAACGCUUAUUAGCGGACAUGAAAAAUGACUGGAUGAAGAUGGCCAGAGACAGGGAAAAAGAAGUAGUGCCCAAGCUCCUGGCAGAAAUC